AAUUUAUCCAUAACAAAAUAGUAUUUAUCACGUGUCGGGGUAAUCAAUCCGGUUAGCAUUUUUCCUGGAACUACCGUCUCCCAAUUAUCGGUUUAAUCCGGUCUGAUUACGGUCUUGUACUCGACUUAUCUGUCUAUUUGUAUUACAGCCAGUCGCUAGUGUUCUGCAAAAAGGCUGGUCUUGUAAUAGAAUCUGAUUGUCGUGUUCCUUUGGAGAAUUUACACCGAAGCUGUGAUUGCUCUGAGAAACGUGUAUCUUCGGGGAGCAUUUUCACAACCCUUUCAAUGAUUAGUCAUCUCUAGAAGUCUGAAGGAGCAAGUGCAGACCAACUGUUUGAUGAAAUUCCUCAGAGUAGAUGAUUUCGUUAGUCAGAUCAAAGGGGUUAGCGUUUCUAACGAAUACUACAAAACUGACGCGCUGUUUAUGCUCUAAUCACUUGGUAGACCAUGCAUCGACGGAGUUGCAGGAAGUUAUUCGGAUUGUUUCUUCCCACAUUGGUGGUCUUGAUGAACUUGAAGAACACUUGAACAAGGUUUCGGUUUCUCCAUCACCCAACUUCGUUACCCAAGUGAUUGACUCCUGUAAGAACGAGACUUCACCGAGAAGGCUUUUGAGAUUCUUCUCCUGGUCUUGUAAACACCUUGGUUCCAGUUUACAGGACAAGGAAUUCAACCAUGUCCUAAGAGUUUUGUCUGAGAAGAAGGACUACACAGCUAUUCAGAUACUCUUAUCAGAUCUCAGGAAGGAGAAUAGGGCCAUGGAUAAGCAAACGUUUAGCCUCGUUGCUGAAACUCUGGUUAAGAUCGGGAAAGAAGAAGAUGCAAUAGGUAUUUUCAAGAUCUUGGACAAGUUCUCUUGCCCGCAAGAUAGCUUCACAGUGACGACUAUUAUAAGCGCGCUCUGCUCAAAAGGACAUGUGAAGAGAGCAUUGGGAGUCAUGCAUCAUCACAAGGACUUAAUAUCCGGUAACGAAUUGUCUGUGUACAGAAGUCUUUUAUUCGGCUGGUCGGUUCAAAGAAACGUGAAGGAGGCAAGAAGAGUUAUACAAGAUAUGAAAUCAGCAGGGAUUGCUCCGGAUCUGUUCUGUUACAACACAAUGCUUACAUGCUUAUGCGAAAGAAACGUGACUCGAAACCCUUCUGGUCUUGUCCCUGAGGCUUUGAACAUUAUGUUGGAGAUGAGGUCUUACAAAGUCCAACCUACGUCUCUUAGUUACAACAUACUGCUUUCUUGCUUGGGAAGGACGAGGAGGGUGAAAGAGUCUUGCCAAAUUCUAGAACAGAUGAAGAGAUCGGGGUGUGAACCCGAUACAGCUAGCUAUUACUUCGUUGUGAGGGUUCUGUAUUUGACAGGGAGGUUUGGUAAAGGCAACCAAACGGUGGAUGAGAUGAUCGAGAGAGGGCUGAGACCCGAACGCAAGUUCUAUUAUGAUCUGAUUGGAGUUCUUUGUGGUGUGAAGCGGGUGAAUUUCGCGCUCCAACUGUUUGAGAAGAUGAAGAGAAGCUCUGUGGGUGGUUAUGGUCAGGUUUAUGAUCUGCUCAUACCAAAACUAUGUAAAGGAGGAGACUUUGAGAAAGGAAGAGAGCUUUGGGAAGAGGCAAUGUCACUCGGUGUUACGCUUAGUUGCUCCAUCGAGCUGCUUGAUCCUUGUGUCACAGAGGUUUUCAAACCCAUGAAGAAGAAAGAAGAGGCUGCAUUGGUGGAUCCUCGUGCACUCAGCUUAAAGAUUCGUCCUAAGAUGGAUAAAGCCAAGCCGAAAGUGAAACCAAAACCGAAACGCAGGAGCAAGACGAAGAAGAACAUAUGAUGUAUGUGUAUCACAAGAUAAAAACUCAGUAAAAAUAGAGAAAGGGAAGAAACUGUUAGAAACAGAGUAUUUAACCAUUGUGCAUUUCAUCGAACACUUUGUAUGAGUAGUAGAUACAAACCUCGUCUCUCUCUUUGAUACUCUCUCUAAGAUGAGCUUCGGUUUCUCCUCGUCGGCGAGCUCGGUUACGCAUCCACCACCAGAUUACGACGACAAUGACUGGAUAAAACGACCGGAGAGUCUCCGAGAAGGAACAUAGGCACGACACCAUUGUCCGGAACCUUGGCAAUACUCGCGCGAGAAGGAGCUUCCACCAACGUUGGAUGAUACUAGUCUCGAAUGCUGAGUAGUGACUCAAGAACGUCCAUCGAGACGGCGGAGAUUUUCCGUCGGUUUCUAACGGGUGACACUGCGGUUUCCGGUUAAAUUCGUACGUCCGUCUGAACCGAACGACGACGAAGAUGAGGGAGUGGGGGAUGAUUCUCGCUCCAUGUCGAAACCAUCGGUGUAGAGAUUCUCGUGGUUGAUCGGCGGGAAGACAAGGAGAUCGUCGUUAUGUUCUUGGGAGUUUAGGUCUUCAUGUUCCACCAUUUGUGUCGCUAGGGUUUGUUUUUUCACACGACAACGAUUGAGCGCACGAGACGAGCUUGUGUCUGCGUUCGUUGAUUCAUUGCACUUCGUUACUUUGUUUUAUUUGUCAACGAUAAUUAUCUGCUUACCAUAACGAAAUACAUUAUUACUUCAUA
This is a messenger RNA of Brassica napus (rape), 2553 nucleotides long. RefSeq names its product pentatricopeptide repeat-containing protein At5g61370, mitochondrial-like. NCBI's taxonomy places the organism in Eukaryota, Viridiplantae, Streptophyta, Magnoliopsida, Brassicales, Brassicaceae. The transcript is spliced from 2 exons. Gene Ontology annotation, molecular function: protein binding. The record is from RefSeq and is a predicted model, not a curated record. The coding region runs from base 356 to 1807 and encodes 483 amino acids.